This is a messenger RNA of Pestalotiopsis fici W106-1, 1905 nucleotides long. RefSeq lists its product as uncharacterized. NCBI's taxonomy places the organism in Eukaryota, Fungi, Ascomycota, Sordariomycetes, Amphisphaeriales, Sporocadaceae. The transcript has 4 exons. The record is from RefSeq and is a predicted model, not a curated record. Gene Ontology annotation, molecular function: RNA binding; 3'-5'-RNA exonuclease activity. Bases 1 to 1905 code for a protein of 634 amino acids.
AUGUCUACUGUACCGCCUCAACCGCCGCACUUUGACCGAUACGUCGUGAUUCAUGUAGCCACUACAUGCGACGAGCACGGCGUCUAUGUCACCAAGGACUCAGCCGAGGUUAUCGAGCUUGGAUGGAUUGAGCUUGACGCCAAGUCACUGGAAGAGCUUCACCGCGAGAGUGUGCUCGUGAAACCGAUCAACACGCCCAUCACGCCUCUAUGCACGAGCCUAACGACCCUCACCUGGGAGCAUGUCCGUAAUGCGGGAACGUUUCGAGAUGCGAUCAACCGGUUCGAUGCAUUUGCGAGUGAACACUUGACGAAUCAAAAUUUGGAUUUCGUCUUCGUCACACUCGAUGCCUGGGAUCUCCGCGUCCAGCUUCCCCGUGAAGCUCGGGACAAGGCUGUCGUCCUCCCGCCUUACCUGCAACACUCGAGGACUUUCGAUCUCCGUACCGAGUAUCAGCGCUGGCAACAACACCACCCCGAAUCGCUACCGUUCGGCCCUAGCAUGCUCUCUAACAUCUGCGCAGCGCUUGAGGUUGAGCCCGUACAAUCGAGCGCCCCGAUCAAGCACAAUCUCCCUUUCCACCUGCAGGCCCUCGCCCCUGCCUCGCCUCGCCGUGCUAUGGAAGAAGCCAUCACUCUGGCGCGUGUGCUUCGCGGUCUCAUUCGCAAGUCGCAGCCUGCCCACGAACACCCUGAUGUGCUGACGAGGCCCAUGGAUGCCCGUGCUGAUGUUCGUGCUUUCCUCUCGGAGCGCAGCAAGGUUUUGCACAUGUCUGGUCUGCCCCAUGACACCACUCAGUCCGAGCUCGAGAGCUGGUUUACGCAGUUUGGUGGAAGGCCUAUCGCUUUCUGGACCUUGAGGACACCGGAACAGCACAAGCCAACUGGAACCGGCUUUGCAGUCUUCUCAUCUCACGAAGAGGCCGCCGAGAGUCUUUGCAUGAACGGACGCGCUUUGAACGAAAAGGCCAUUGAGGUGUCUCCCUCCUCCAGCCGAGUUCUUGACAGGGCUGCUGAAAUCUUGACGCCGUUUCCUCCUAGCAAGAAUCGCCCUCGACCUGGUGAUUGGACGUGCCCCUCCUGUGGCUUCUCAAAUUUCCAGAGACGCACUGCUUGUUUCCGCUGUUCUUUCCCAGCUGUCGGCGCUGGUGGUCCUCAAAAUGAGAUGAGCAGCUAUGGUGGUGGUGGAGGCGGCAGUGGCGGCUAUGGCUACGGCGCUCCUCCCAUGAUGCCUCCUCCUCACCACGGCGGGCACCACCACCACCACGGCGGUAUGGGUCAUGGCGGUGGUCGGAUGGGUGGAAGUGGUGUUGUUCCUUUCCGGGCUGGCGAUUGGAAGUGCGGUAAUGAGGUCUGCGGCUACCACAACUUUGCCAAGAACGUAUGCUGUCUCAGAUGUGGUGCCAGCCGCGCCGGCGCCGCUGUUGUUGCGGACUCGGGAUAUCCUUCCCCAAUGGACAGUGGAUCAAACUAUGGUAUGGGCUCGCACUCUGUUGGCGGCACUCCCGGACCCGGCCCUUACGCAUCUGCUGGCGGCCCCUUUGGCGGAGCUGGUGGCGGCUACGGCCAGCACUUUGGUGGUCCACCCAGUACUUAUGCCCUGCCAUCCGGCAUUGGCGGCGGAGCCGCUCCUUACCCAUCAGCCUUGAACACUCACAUUGGUGGCCCUGCUCCUGGUUCCCACUCGGCUGGCCCCUUUGACAGCCGUGCUGCCGAGGCUGCUUUCCAGUCUGCCGGUAACGGCCCUGCAUCUGCCGGCCCUUCCAACAACUUCUUUGGCUCACAAGCCGAGAACGACCCCUUUGCCUUCCUAUCGACUGGAAUUGGUGGUCUUACCGUUAGUGGAGAUGCUCGCCAGAAUGGUUCUGGCGCUGGCGGUCCACAGAGCAAGUCUCCUGCUGCCUAG